GCCUUUGAUCUCCACCCUAUGGCUGAAGCCAUGAGGAAUGCACAGCUUGGCGAUGGUGACGAAGCGAAGAAGAUGCUCUCGACGGUGGUGGUGGAGGAAAUUCAAAAAGUCGACGAGUCCGCCACGCUGCAACCGCCCGACUCUGCAGCAGCCAUCAAGAAAGCUUUCAAGGGUUGUGGACGAGCCAAAGCUGGAUCUCGCAACCGCAUCGUGUUUCAGAACACCACUUACACCAUUGGAAGCGUGCUGGAGACCACCGGCCUGAAGAACGUCGACAUUGAGUUGCACGGAACACUUUCUUGGGACAACUCCGACCUGAAUUACUGGUUGAACAACUCAUUGCCAGUCGGCUACCAAAACCAGAGCACUGCUUGGAGACUUGGUGGAGAUGGUAUUACGUUCCAAGGAUAUGGAGCUGGUACCUUCAAUGGCAAUGGAGAUGCCUGGUACAAGUUCAUCAAUGGAAGGUCGAAUUACCCCAGACGUCCGCAUCAGUUGACCAUUACCGACACAACGAACUCGAUGUUUGGAGGCUUGAUCUUUCUCCAGAGCCAGAUGUGGACAAUGACAGUGAUCCACUCGUCGGACGUUCUACUGCAGGACAUCUAUGUCAACAACACUUCCAAGACGGGCCAUUCANNGGCACCGACGGUAAACACGGAUGGCUGCGACACUAUCUAUGCCAACAACAUCACCUUCCGCAGAUGGAUCGUAGACAACGGCGACGACGCAAUCUCGCCAAAGGCAAACUCGACCAACAUCUUGAUCGAGGAUAGCCAGUUCUACAGAGGCUCCGGUAUCGCCCUUGGAAGCAUCGGCCAAAUGAAUGGCCAAUUCGAAACGAUCGAGAAUGUGACUUGUCGCAACAUCACAUCUCAUAACACGAAAAACGGUGCCUAUAUCAAGACGUCANNAUGGACUGGAGUGAACAAGGGUGUCCCGCCGAAUGGAGGUGGUGGCGGCUUGGGCUAUGCGCAAAAUCUCACCUUUGAGAAUUUCAAGCUGAAUAAUGUCCUAAAGGCAUUCACGAGUGAGUAUCAGCCUGUUGCUUGGAACCAAAUCCGAUACUGA
Messenger RNA from Aureobasidium uvarum, 1071 nucleotides. The record is from the annotation of a GenBank genome assembly. Lineage: Eukaryota; Fungi; Ascomycota; Dothideomycetes; Dothideales; Saccotheciaceae.